ACUAUUGUGAUAGGACCCCAGAGACGUACAGCGUGUCCACUGAGAGCCAGAGCCAAGGACGCCACUGCCUGCCCGUCGCUGCCCAUCGUCCUUCCUCAUCAGGUGACCAUGUCUCUUUGGACGAUAGCACUUGCUCUGGGCAUGAUGGGUCAGUCGUGGGCCCAGCGUUCGGAGCCCAUGUUUGCAGCGGUCACUCAGAGUGUUCUGCCCCCUGACUACGAGAACAACCCCACUCAGCUUAACUAUGGCGUGGCCGUCACCGACGUGGAUGGAGAUGGAGAUCUGGAGAUAUUUGUAGCUGGGUACAAUGGGCCAAACCUGGUGCUGAAGUAUGAUAAGAUAAAGAAGAGGCUGGUGAACAUUGCAGUUGACAACCGCAGUUCACCAUACUACGCGCUCAGAGAUCGGCAAGGAAAUGCAAUUGGAGUGACAGCGUGUGACAUAGAUGGUGACGGAAGAGAAGAGAUCUAUGUUCUCAACACCAAUAAUGCUUUCUCAGGUCGAGCAACUUACACGGAUAAGCUUUUCAAGUUUCGCAAUGGACGUUUCGAGGAUCUGCUGAACGAUGAGAUAAAUGAACACAGAGACGUGGCCAAUCGCAUGGCAGGUCGAUCAGUCGCUUGUGUGGACAGAAAGGGAACAGGACGUUAUGCCAUCUACAUUGCCAAUUAUGCCAGUGGCAGCGUGGGGCCACACGCUCUGAUUGAAAUGGACGAGAGUGCCAGUGACCUGUCCAAAGGGAUUGUUGCCCUUUCCAAUGUGGCGGAGCAGGCUGGGGUCAACAAAUUUACAGGGGGACGGGGGGUUGUGGUGGGGCCCAUCCUGAGCCACACCCUCCCCGACAUAUUCUGUGACAAUGAGUACAGCUCCAACUUUCUCUUCCGCAACAACGGAAAUGGGACAUUUACAGAUGUGGCUGCACAGGCAGGAGUUGAGGACCCAAUGCAGCAUGGCCGAGGGGUGGCUUUAGCAGAUUUUAAUCGUGAUGGGAGGACAGAUAUUGUGUAUGGAAACUGGAAUGGGCCACAUCGGCUCUUCCUGCAAUUAAGCAACAACCGCAAACAGAGAUUCAAGGACAUCGCCUCGCAGAAGUUUUCCAUGCCGUCUCCUGUGCGUACGGUCAUUGUGGCAGACUUCGACAACGACAACGAGCUGGAGGUCUUUUUCAACAACAUUGCAUACAGAGGGGCAUCAGCAAACAGGCUAUUUAGGGUGUCCCGAAGAGAACAUGGAGACCCGCAGAUAGAGGAGCUGAAUAUUGGGGAGGCAGCUGAGCCAGAAGGGAGGGGAACAGGAGCUGCCGUGACUGAUUUUGAUGGAGAUGGACAGUUAGAUCUGCUGGUAACGCAUGGAGAGAGUGCAGCCCAGCCCAUCUCUGUGUAUAGAGUCGUCCAGGGAUCAUCUAACAGAUGGCUGCGUGUGAUUCCUCGCACGCAGUUUGGGGCUUUUGCUCGAGGGGCCAAAGUGGUGGUCUACACGAAAAGAAAUGGCGCUCACACACGCAUCAUUGAUGGUGGCUCUGGUUACCUGUGUGAGAUGGAACCCGUAGCUCACUUUGGGCUUGGGAAAGACGUGGCCACCAAUGUGGAGGUGUACUGGCCUGAUGGACGCUCCGUGGCCAGACCAUUGGAGCUCAGUGACCUGAACACAGUAUUGGAGAUCUUUUACCCGAUGGCUGAGGAAGAAGAAACUCCAGCAGUUGAGAUUGAGUGUGGACAUGGAUUUAUUGUCAAUGAAAAUGGCCGUUGCACUGAUCAAGAUGAGUGUACGCAGUUCCCAUCUGUGUGUCCCCCUGAACGUCCUGUCUGUACCAAUACCUAUGGUAGCUUCAAGUGCCGUGCCAACAAGAGGUGUAACCAGGGAUAUGAGCCCAAUGAUGAGGGUACGGCCUGUGUGGCUCAGGUAGCAUACUUUGGUGGUAACAGGUCUUCUGCCUUUAAACUGUGGGCUUCUCACCUCUGGCCACUCUCUCUAACUUUGCUGGCUGUUCAUUUUUCCUGCCUGGAGGCUUGACGACCAGAUACCUCUUCUCUUCCCUCUCACUGUCACUAUCCCUCUCCUGUGCGCUCUCCCUUCUGUGCGCUGGGAGCUGACUAUGAAGGGGACUCUCUCUGGACUCACUCACUCCCUCUGUGGCCCCUGCUGCAUCUCAUUUUCAGCUCUCAUUACUCACAGACCUGUAGAAUAGACACUGAGCAUGCCCACAGGAACCUACAGAAGAUACCUGUUUGAAAAAAAAAAGAAAAAUCACCAUUGUCACAACAGGCAGGCUGUGAAGUGAGAAAGCCAUCGCAUGGAGGAUAAAAUCAACCUCUGACCAAAUAUGGAACAGACAAUUCACCAGUUCCUCCCAUAUUAUUUGGUGUAUCCUUUU
Messenger RNA from Colossoma macropomum (tambaqui), 2374 nucleotides. RefSeq names its product cartilage acidic protein 1b (gene crtac1b). The transcript is spliced from 15 exons. The record is from RefSeq and is a predicted model, not a curated record. Gene Ontology annotation, molecular function: calcium ion binding. Gene Ontology annotation, biological process: axonal fasciculation. The coding region runs from base 109 to 2013 and encodes 634 amino acids. Lineage: Eukaryota; Metazoa; Chordata; Actinopteri; Characiformes; Serrasalmidae.